Molecule: messenger RNA, 762 nt
Organism: Aureococcus anophagefferens
Lineage: Eukaryota; Pelagophyceae; Pelagomonadales; Pelagomonadaceae
Exons: 1
Biological process (GO): protein dephosphorylation
Molecular function (GO): protein serine/threonine phosphatase activity; cation binding
Source: RefSeq, a predicted model, not a curated record
GGGCUCGCCGAGGCGCAGGGCUGGCGGCCGACGAUGGAGGACGCCUUCGUGAUGAAUCUCGACGCCAUCCCGGGCUGCAGCGUCGUCGCCGUCUUCGACGGCCACGGCGGGUCGACGGUGUCGGCCUACGGCGCGCGGGAGCUCGCGCCGCGGCUCGCCGCCGCGCUCGGCGCGUGCGGCGGCGACGGCGAGCGCGCGCUCGCGCGCGUGUUCCUGGACCUCGACGCGGCGCUGCGCGACGAGCACGGCGCGGCGCUGGACCAGAUGGGGAGCACGGUCGUCUGCGUGCUCGUCGCCCCCGACAGCCUGACCUGCGGCUGGCUCGGCGACUCGCGGGCGGUGCUCUGCGCGGGCGGCGCCGCGGCGCCGCUGAGCUUCGACCACAAGCCGCAGGGCGACGGCGAGCGCGCGCGCAUCGCGGCCGCCGAGGGCCACGUCUUCCGGGGCCGCGUCAACGGCAUGCUCGCCGUGUCGCGGGCGCUCGGCGACUUCCUCUACAAGGCGCGGUCCGACCUCGGGCCCGAGGCGCAGCUGGUGAGCUGCGAGGCCGGCGCGGGCCGGCGCGCGCGCGACGCGGCGAGCGACGAGUUCCUCGUCGUCGCCUGCGACGGCAUCUGGGAGAAGCUGACGAACGACCAGGCCUGCGCGCUCGUCCGCGCCGCGUGGCACGCCGGGUCGAAGACGCCGGAGGCCGCGGCGCGGAAGCUCGUCGAGUGGAGCCUGCUCUGCGGGUCCACGGACAACAUGACCUGCUGCGUCGUC